Molecule: messenger RNA, 870 nt
Organism: Monoraphidium neglectum
Lineage: Eukaryota; Viridiplantae; Chlorophyta; Chlorophyceae; Sphaeropleales; Selenastraceae
Exons: 3
Coding region: 1-870 (289 amino acids)
Source: RefSeq, a predicted model, not a curated record
AUGAUCAUAAAAUCAUCCACUUUCAGGGCCCACAUCGGCGUCGACCCCAACAGCAACCAGAUCGCGUACCUCGUCAAAGAGGCGGCCGCAGUAGGGGAGCUCCAGCGCAGCGGCGCCCUCGCGCUGCGAUACGCCUCGCUCGCCGCCGAGCGCGGCGUCCGCGCGGCCGCCGCGGCGCUCGGCCACGCGUUCGCGACCGGCGGCGGCGUGGGGGAGGGGGCGCUCGACGGGCCGUGCCCCGCGCUCGCGGUCAGGUGGCUGCGGGCCGCGUUGGGCGCACAGGGCGACGGCGGCGCCGGCACAGUUGCGGACGCAGCUGCCGAGGGCGUGAGCGCGCUUUCGCUGGGCUACCCCAGCGUGAUCACCGCGAACAUCGCGAUGGCGCGGUCCGCCUCGUCAGCACCAGGCGCGGACGAGCUGAGCGGCAGCGGCGGCGGCGCGGAGGACGACGAGUCAGGCAGCGGCGGCGGCGGCGGCGGGGCGUCGGGGACGGCCGGCGCUUCGUCUUACAACAGCUGGGGUGGCGAGGUGGAGGAGGGGGGGCUGGAGGAGGGCGCGCUGUGCGCGCUGCGGGGCCCCAGCGGGGUGGGGCGCGCGGCGUCGCAGGUGGAGACUGUGGAGCAGGCCUUCGCGCUGCUCGCUGAGGCGGAGGCCGAGGGCCUCCCCGGCGGCACCCAGGCGCCCCACGAGCUGCACGCUGAGCUGGCGCGCCUCCUGCUGGCCGGCGGCCCCGGUCUGCCACCCGACCCGGCGGCGGCGGCGGAGGCGUACACGCUGGCGGCGGAGGCUGCGGAGGCGGCGUUCAAGGGGAAGCUGGCCGCCAGGUUCUACGAGCUGGCCGCCCAGGCUGAGGCCGCGGCGGACGAGUGA